UCCCACUCGCUCUCGUUCCCUUCCCCGUUCCGUCUCUCCUCAACCAACCUCUACUCUGCUUCCUUUUAACCCUUCCCCCUUCCCCACCCCAUCAAGAAGAAGCAAGCAAGCAAGGAAGAAGAACAGCCAGAAGAGGGAUACCCGGUAAUAAUCAAAUCAAUGGCCGGCUUUGAAGGCGUCGUCGUCUCCGAUCCCUCGCUCCACAACCAGUUCACCCAGGUCGAGCUCCGCUCCCUCAAAUCCCAGUUCUUGUCCAUGCGAACCAGUAGUGGCGGUGGCGACGGAGGGCCGCUUACUGUUCGGGAUCUCUCCGUCGCCAUGUCGAAGCUCAAGAUCGCCGGCGACGGCCUCUCCGAGGACGAGAGGGCUGUCCUCUUGGGAGAGUCCUUCCCUGAUCUCGACCACCAAGUCGACUUCGAGCUCUUCCUUCGGGUGUUUUUGAAGAUGCAAGGGAGGGUUGGAGCGAAGAACUCGUCCUCGGCCUUCCUCAAGGCCGCCACCACUACUCUGCUCCACACCAUCAGCGAGUCCGAGAAGUCCUCCUACGUCUCCCACAUCAAUAGCUACCUUGGCGAGGACCCCUUCCUCAAGAAGUACCUCCCUAUCGAUCCGAUGACCAACGACCUGUUCGAGAUCUCCAAGGACGGUGUUCUCCUCUGUAAACUCAUCAACAUAGCUGCUCCGGGGACCAUCGACGAGCGGGCGAUCAACACGAAGAGAGAGCUGAACCCAUGGGAGAAGAACGAGAACCAUACGCUGUGCCUUCACUCGGCCAAGGCCAUUGGCUGUACUCUCGUUAAUAUUGGGACACAGGACUUAGCUGAAGGGAGGCCUCACCUUGUACUUGGACUAAUAUCUCAAAUUAUCAAGAUUCAACUGCUAGCAGAUGUAAACCUAAAGAAAACUCCUCAGCUUGUAGAGUUAAUUGGUGAUAGCAAGGACGUUGAAGAGCUGAUGAGUCUGUCACCAGAGAAGAUUUUGCUUAGGUGGAUGAACUUUCAAUUAAAGAAAGGUGGCUUCAGGAGAUUGAUAACCAACUUCUCAUCAGAUGUGAAGGAUGGGGAGGCCUACGCUUGUUUGCUAAAUGUUUUGGCUCCAGAGUAUAGUAGGAAGCCUUACCCAAGUACUGUGAAGGAACUUCUUGAAAGAGCAAAAUUAGUUCUUGAGCAUGCAGAUAGGAUGGGUUGCAAAAGAUAUCUGACUCCAAAGGACAUUGUUGAAGGUUCACCAAAUCUUAACCUUGCCUUUGUUGCCCAUAUUUUUCAGAAAAGGAAUGGCCUAUCAUCACAGAUGAAACAGAUCACAUUUCUUGAAGCAAAUUCUGAUGAUCCACAAGUUUCAAGGGAGGAAAGAGCAUUUCGGUUAUGGAUCAAUAGUCUUGGAAUCCCAACAUAUAUAAACAAUGUGUUUGAAGAUCUUAGAACAGGAUGGGUCCUUCUAGAGGCCCUUGACAAAGUUGCUCCAGGUAUAGUUUGUUGGAAGUCUGCAAACAAACCUCCUAUUAAAAUGCCAUUCAAAAAAGUAGAGAACUGCAAUCAAGUUGUCAAGAUUGGGAAACAAUUGAAAUUUUCCCUGGUUAACAUUGCUGGAAAUGAUAUUGUGCAAGGGAACAAGAAACUCAUAUUGGCUUUUCUGUGGCAAUUGAUGAGAUACAACAUUCUCCAACUUUUAAAGAAUUUGAGAUUCCAUUCUCGUGAAAAGGAGAUAAAAGACGUUGAUAUAUUGAAUUGGGCUAAUGAUAGAGUAAAGAAUUCUGGAAGGCAUUCACGCAUGGACAGCUUUAAGGAUAGAAGUCUUUCAAGUGGAAUUUUUUUCCUUGACUUGCUGAGUGCUGUUGAACCUCGAGUUGUGAAUUGGAGCCUUGUAACUAAAGGAGAGAGAGAUGAAGAAAAGAAAAUGAAUGCAUCUUAUAUUAUCUCGGUCGCAAGGAAGCUUGGCUGCUCUGUGUUUUUGCUUCCAGAAGACAUUCUGGAGGUGAAUCAAAAGAUGAUGCUUACUCUGACAGCUAGCAUCAUGUACUGGUGCUUGAAGAGACCAAUCACAGAGGACAGAACUGCGUCCUCGGAUGGUGAAAACGGGAGUUCAUCUGAAACCACCUCGACCUCAGCUUUAGAUGACACUGCAUCAGAGUCUUCUUUAGAUGAUAGUGGAGGCAGAUAAUUCUGAAUCGGCCACACCUCAUAUUCUAACAAUAUCAUCUGACAAGAAUCUUCUUUUCUUUUCUUUCUUGCUCCUCCACCAUGCCACAAUAGCAAGCUUGCUUUUUCGCUUAAAGCUGGGUUUGUAUGCUUUGUGUUGCUCGUUAAAUGAUAUGUGAUGAUGUUUAUUUCCGGAUGAUGUGGUUGUAUAUACUAACCCAAAACUCAGUUGUUGUUACCUUUGAGGCGGCGAAAUCAUUUUUAAUCUUCGCAUUUCAUAUGUACCU
Messenger RNA from Musa acuminata AAA Group (dessert banana), 2425 nucleotides. RefSeq names its product fimbrin-2. Gene Ontology annotation, cellular component: actin filament; cytoplasm; actin filament bundle. Gene Ontology annotation, molecular function: actin filament binding. The record is from RefSeq and is a predicted model, not a curated record. Lineage: Eukaryota; Viridiplantae; Streptophyta; Magnoliopsida; Zingiberales; Musaceae. Bases 160 to 2160 code for a protein of 666 amino acids. Gene Ontology annotation, biological process: actin filament bundle assembly; actin filament network formation. The transcript is spliced from 14 exons.